Labeo rohita (rohu) is the source of this 523-nucleotide messenger RNA. RefSeq names its product chemokine (C-X-C motif) ligand 11, duplicate 1 (gene cxcl11.1). The transcript is spliced from 4 exons. NCBI's taxonomy places the organism in Eukaryota, Metazoa, Chordata, Actinopteri, Cypriniformes, Cyprinidae. Gene Ontology annotation, biological process: cellular response to lipopolysaccharide; neutrophil chemotaxis; chemokine-mediated signaling pathway. The coding region runs from base 42 to 326 and encodes 94 amino acids. Gene Ontology annotation, molecular function: chemokine activity; CXCR chemokine receptor binding. The record is from RefSeq and is a predicted model, not a curated record. Gene Ontology annotation, cellular component: extracellular region.
AGCUGAGUGGCAUAAGGUAAAGACCUUCAAGAGACUGAACAAUGAAGACCAUUGCAGUGCUAGUUUUUGUCAGUUUGGCCAUUGUUGCUAUUGAAGGGAAGCCCGGGAUUGGAAUCCAAAGAUGUUUGUGUGCUGGUGCUGGUCUCAAAAUGGUGAACCCAAAUCUGAUUGAGAAAGUUGAAAUUCACCCUAAUAGUCCAUCCUGUGGACAUGUGGAAGUUGUUGUCACUCUGAAGAAUGGUAAAGGACGAAGAUGCUUAAACCCAGAGUCAAAGUUUACCAAGUAUAUAACUGAGAAGAUUGAAAAAAGGACCAGGAGUGCUUAGCAAAAUGCGUGAAGUGUUUCAACUGCGAUUUCAAGUGUGAAACUUGAGUCCACUGUGGGCAUUAAAAAGCUGUAUUGAGUCUUUCUGAUAUUAUAAUAAAGUAUUUUAUGUAUUAUGUUUACACAUUAUUUUAUGAGUACUUUAUUUAAGAAAAAUGUUGUAUGUUAUUCUGUUUAUGUCUGUUGUUUAAUGUCAGA